This is a messenger RNA of Misgurnus anguillicaudatus (oriental weatherfish), 6977 nucleotides long. NCBI's taxonomy places the organism in Eukaryota, Metazoa, Chordata, Actinopteri, Cypriniformes, Cobitidae. The record is from RefSeq and is a predicted model, not a curated record.
UUUUAUAAUAAGGUUUAAGAAAACUAUUCAUUAAACUGUGUUUGUUUACAAAGAUUCACAUUUUAAAGUGAGCUGAAAAUGUGUGUGUAUCCCUUUAAGAAACCCUGUGUAAACGCUAAAGUUUGGUUUAAAUGCACUUGGAAAACAUGUGCGGGUUACUGUUUAGUUUGAUUGUAUUUUAUGUGAUUGGAUGCUUAUUAUUUUAAACCCACCCAUGCAUAUGAGAGUGUAAUGUGAUUGGUGGUUAAUUGAGUCAAUCAAAAUGAGAGAGGAGAGACGAACUGCGUUCGAGAGAGAGCGGUGGCAGAUACGCUCGCGCUAGAGAGGAAAGAGUUGCGAUAACCGCUAAACGCGUGUUAUAUGGGUUUUGUUUUAUGUGAAAGUGUUUUGUUUGUUUAUGCCUUCAUGUUAACCCAGCAGAUGGGUUAAUAAACCACUUUACUCGUCUUAUCAGCAGUUGAUGAGCCGUUUUAGCAUUUAAAUACAGACUGCACUCUCCUGUUCGCGUUGUUACGGACUGCAGUGACUAAUAUACUGCAUUCAGUGUAUUGCAGUGUGUUGUGCUAUCUAUUACUUUGCGUGGGACACUUUGAGAGAUCAGUUACAGUCGUGUAAACAAGUGAUCGCGUGAGUGAAACGAACUCCGUGGACAACUCGCCUCAUCAAGACUGUUCAGUUUGCCUUGGGUCGCGAGGAAAGGACCGAGAUUCACUGAGGAUCGUGUGAUGUCUCCGGUUGUGGUUUGAGUGAUCACUGGAGCACAGAGCUAAGGUAUCAGAGUAGUGAGAGUCAUAUAGUCGAGAGACCCCAGUUAAAGAACCCGUCGCUCCACCCUAAAGAUCUUAGUCUUGACACAACUAAGUAGGGCAGGGGGCGCUACACAAAAUGGUGGCCCGUACGGGGAAGCUCUUCUUUCCUCUGGUACCCUAAAAGAAGACUGACAUAAAUAUGUGUUAAUACCCUCAAGUUGAUAUUGGAAAAGAAAAUUUAACCCUUUCUUGCACUUACUUGUAACCUCUUGAAGCAUGUCUUUCAGAAAUAACCCUCUCCUUCAAACUGAACUUGCCAGCUGGUGUAGUGAGGUAGGGAUUGACCCGAGUCAUGCACUGCUGCUGACUGGAGUACCAGCAACUACUGAAGUGGCACAAAUUGAGGAAGCGGCACAAAGUGUAAAAGCCUUUGGAAGAGUGCGUGUUCGAGAUAACAGACAUGGACCCACCUCAACUACUCUAUUCGUUUUGUGUGAGUGUCGAGAAGUCAUAGACGCCACACGUUGUCCUACUAAACUUAUGCUUGGAGAUGGUGAGGAGGCCUGGGAGAUAGUUGUUUCCACUGAAAGUGACUCACCACCUGUUGCCCCUGUAGGAUUCACAGAUAAGCUGUCAAAGUUUCUCAUGGAUGAGGGAAAGUCUAUAACUGAUUUACAAGCUCUGUUUCCUUCUCUUGGUUCCAAUACCAGUUCCCCUGAGUCAAUUAUUCGUGCUGUGGGUGAGAUCCUAGAAAAAACAGUGAAACCACAAAGUGACAGCAAUGCUUACCGUCGUUUACGUACCUUCUCUGGUACUGUUCCCACCCCCGCAGGUGAGGAAACCAUGGAACAUUGGAUCGAGCAGGCCAGAAUAAUGAUAACAGAAUGUGACUGCUCUGAGAAAGAAAAACGUCGGAGAGUUGUAGAAAGUUUAAAGGGACCAGCACUUGAUAUCAUAAAAGCUGUUCGUCUGUCUAGCCCUGAUGCCAGUGCCCUGCAGUACCUGGAAGCGCUGGAAAGCACGUUUGGAUCCUCCGAGUCUGGAGAAGACUUGUAUUUUGCUUUUCGACUAAUACGGCAGUCUCCUGGAGAGUCAUUAUCUGAUUUCUUGAGACGGAUGGAGAAAUCUCUGAUCAAAGUUGUUCAAAGAGGAGGUUUGUCUCCAGCCAAUGUUGACAGAGCAAGAGUAGAACAGCUGAUCCGAGGAGCCGUUGAAUCAGACAUGAUGCUCCUGCAGUUGCGGUUAAGGGAGAGAAAAGAGCGACCACCUACUUUCCUGAACUUACUGAACGAAAUCCGUGAGGCUGAGGAGAGCGAAGCCACUCGGCGUAAGAUCACUGCCACUGCAAAGCCCAUACACCUGCAGGGAGAAGAAAAAAUUAGUCCAUCAGUUGUACGGGAGCUCAAAGUAGAACUUCAAGAACUCAGGGCUCAGCUGAAAGGUGAAUGUCCAAACACUUUACCUGCUUCAUCCAUGAUGGUAGAGCCCAAGACAAAGCUAAGACACACAAAUACCACAGACAAGCACGAGACAAAGAAUGAUUCAGAAGUCCAAGCCUUGAAAAAACAAGUCCAGCAGUUACAACAACAGCUAGCUGUUAUGAGUGUUGGCCACAGUCAGCCAAUGAGUCAUGCCCAGUCCUUGCCACAGCCUUUCCCAGAUCCUCCUAGACAAAAGCCUGUCAGGAACAAGGAUGAUUACUUUUGCUAUCGGUGUGGAGAGGACGGACACAUUGCUACAAAAUGUCAAUCACCUGAAAACUCCACUCAAGUGAUCAAUAAGCUAGUCCGCUCUCUAAGGAAGGCUAGAAAAGUGAGAAAUGAUUCAAACUACAAUAACCGUUCUGGAGAUCGUGCCUGUUUUUCAAAAAAUAGCCACAUCCACACCUAUGAGCCAAAUGGUCUACCAAAGGGUUUAGUGGGACCCACUUCGACGGUUAAUGUGAAGAUUUGUGGACAGUCAUGUGAAGCUCUUUUGGACAGUGGUUCUCAGGUCACUCUUGUGUUUGACACAUGGUAUUCCCAAAACCUACCAGAUGUGCCCAUCCAUCCUCUUACUGGAUUGUCCAUUUGGGGACUUGGCUCGUCCAGUUAUCCCUAUAAAGGCUACAUUGUUGUAGAUGUUUCAUUUCCUGUGUCUCUCACUGGUGUAGAAGAGUCAGUAUCCAUCCUUGCUUUAGUCUGCCCAGACCCCAAAGGUCCUCCACAGUUUCCAGUAAUAAUCGGAACAAACGCCAGUUUCUUCCAGAGACUAACAGCUCUUAACAAGCCCACAAGUGAAACAAAUACUGCCCACACCCUACGAAUUCAGACCCAUCCAGCCUGCCAUACACUCCAGAGCUUUAAAACCUCUGAUCCUGAUCUGCCAGAAGGAAAAGUGAAAUGGGUCGGCCCAGGAACUUUUACUGUCCCGUCCCGGGGUGAGCUUUAUGCUACAUGCAAAGUGGAGUCCAGAAAGCCAUUAAAAGAUGAUAUCUUCAUAAUUGAAGCUCCAUCAGCUGAUCCACUUCCCGCUGGACUGUUCAUUCCCCCAGUGGUAUUACCAUCCUCUGCUGUAGAUGUGAAUAAUUUCAGAGUAUUAGUCCACAAUGAAACAAGCAAAGAUCUGUCCAUUCCUGCUGGCACUAUAAUUGCACAUGUAUUCCCUACUGACACAGUUACUGUGGCUCCUGGAGUCCAAAAUUCAAAGCCUAUUGAUCCAGAUUUGUUUAACUUUGGUGGAUCGACCAUACCUGCAGCAUGGGAAGAGAGAUUACGGCUGAAGUUGGCUGAGCGAAGUAAUGUGUUCUCACUCGAAGAAUGGGAUGUAGGUCUAGCAAAAGAUGUUAAUCAUCAGAUCAGAUUAAGUGAUUCCCGGCCUUUCAGAGAACGAUCUCGCCGUAUCGCACCAGCCGAUAUUGAUGAUGUACGACGCCAUCUUAAAGAUCUCCUAGCCGCUGGCAUUAUCAAAGAGUCAAGAAGCCCUUAUGCCUCUCCCAUAGUGAUAGCUCGAAAAAAGAGUGGAGCUAUAAGAAUGUGCAUUGAUUACAGGACCUUGAACAGCCGCACUAUCCCUGACCAAUACACCACACCCAGGAUCGAUGAUGCUUUAGACUGUUUGUCUGGCAGCAAGUGGUUCUCCGUCUUGGAUCUACGUAGCGGCUACUAUCAGAUAGCCAUGUCUGAAGAAGACAAAGAAAAGACUGCCUUCAUUUGCCCGCUGGGAUUCUACCAGUUUGAACGCAUGCCACAAGGCAUUACUGGGGCACCAGCCACAUUUCAGAGGCUUAUGGAGCGAGUGGUUGGUGAUAUGCAUCUCCUGCAAGUGAUUGUCUACCUUGAUGACCUCAUUAUAUUUGGCCGCACACUCGAGGAGCACGAGGAGCGACUGAUGAAAGUUCUUGACCGACUAGAGGAAUUUGGUCUAAAAGUAUCUAUAGACAAAUGCCAGUUUUGCCAGCCACAGGUGAAGUACGUGGGGCACAUUGUCUCAGCAGCAGGUGUAGCCCCGGACCCAGAGAAAGUAUCCGCUGUAACUCACUGGAAGACACCUACCGACUUGAAAUCCUUGCGGUCAUUCCUGGGCUUCUGUGGGUUCUAUCGUCGCUUCAUAAAGAGUUACUCCUCCAUUGUAAGACCUUUAACGGAGCUCACAAAAGGCUAUCCACCUGCAAAAGGACGAGGCAAGCUGGAAGGAAAGAAAUACUACAAUGAGAGAGAACUGUUUGGUGAGCGAUGGGAUAAAGAGUGCACAGAUGCCUUCAAGAAAAUCAUACAUUGUCUAACGCAUGCACCGGUACUUGCCUUUGCUGAUCCAACCCUGCCUUAUGUCCUCCAUGUUGAUGCUAGUCUGAGUGGUCUGGGUGCUGUCUUAAAUCAAGAACAUCCUGAAGGUCUUCGUCCCGUGGCUUUUGCGAGCAGAAAGCUGAGUUCCUCAGAAGAGCGUUACCCAAUCCACCAACUAGAGUUCCUGGCAUUGAAGUGGGCGGUCGUAGAUAAAUAUCAUGAUUACUUGUAUGGUGCCCAGUUUGUUGUCCGCCCUAUUGUCCGGACUGACAAUAAUCCUCUUACCUACGUGCUGUCGAGUGCAAAGCUGAAUGCAACUGGUCACCGCUGGCUAGCAGCUUUAGCAACUUAUAAUUUCAGUCUCCAGUACAAACCAGGUAAACAUAACAUUGAUGCUGAUGUGCUAUCCCGUUACCCUGCCAGUGACGAUGUUCCUACGUCUUGGACUGAGAUUCCACAAUCUGGCGUCAAAGCUAUCUGUCAGUUAGCCAGUCUUCCUUGGGAUGAUGAAUCCACCAGGCUUGUAGACCAGCUAGGUGUUCCACCAAACCUGAAGAAGGCACAAGAACAAGAUCCCAUCAUCAGUGUAGUUAAACAAGACAUUGAGCAGGGCGGAGCACCUACCUCUGUAAAAGGUUCAGACCCAAACCUUGCACUUCUACAGCGUCAGUGUCCAAAACUGGUCAUUAAGAACAAUCUACUGUACAGAGUCAGUAAACGCCAGUGUGGGAAAGAAAAACUACAGCUUGUGCUACCUGAAAAGUACCGCCUGGUAGUCAUACAGUCUUUACACGAUGAGUCAGGCCAUCUUGGAGUGGAGCGGACCACUGAGCUACUAAGAGAUCGCUUCUAUUGGCCGCGCAUGACCAUUGACAUAGAACAAUACAUCAAAAACUGUGGUUGCUGCAUUACCAGGAAGACCCUCCCUACUAAGUCUGCCCCGUUGAACCAUAUUACCAGCAAUGGUCCGCUAGACCUAGUGUGCAUUGACUUCUUGUCCCUAGAACCUGACUCCAAGGGCAUUUCCAAUGUGCUUGUGAUAACUGAUCACUUCACCCGCUAUGCUCAAGCCUUCCCAACCAGAGACCAGCGAGCAGUGACGGUGGCUAAAGUCCUUGUGGAGAAGUUCUUCGUUCACUAUGGUUUACCCUCCCGUAUUCAUUCAGAUCAGGGAAGGGACUUCGAAAGCCGACUGAUACAAGAGCUCCUAGGAAUGUUAGGAAUCCGCAAAUCACGGACAACACCUUACCAUCCGCAAGGUGACCCACAACCAGAACGCUUUAACAGAACCCUUCUCUCCAUGCUUGGAACACUGGAUCCAAAUAAAAAGAGUAAGUGGAGUCAACACAUCAGUUUGCUUGUACAUGCAUACAACUGUACGAAGAAUGAGGCGACUGGUUACUCCCCUUAUUACCUGCUCUUCGGACGAGAGGCUCGGUUGCCCAUCGACGUGUGUUUUGGUAUACCUGCAGAUGGUGAGAGAGAAAUUAAGCACCAGCAAUACGUUGAGAAAAUGAAGUCUGAACUCCAGACAGCAUAUCAGUUAGCAUCUGGUACUGCACUGAAAAGUCACCAACGAAACAAACGACUCUAUGACCAAAAAGUGAAACACCAAAUACUUACCGUAGGAGAUAGAGUGCUCAUCAAAAACCUUGCCUUCACAGGAAAGCACAAACUCCACGACAGAUGGAAUUCCUUACCCUAUGUUGUCACUAAAAAAUUCAAGGACUUACCUGUUUACAGACUACGGCCUGAGAGUGGAAUGGGAGGUGAAAGGACUAUUCACAGAGAUCAUCUGUUACCCAUCGGAGACAAUGUAAGAUUGUUUAGGUCGGAUGACUCGAACAAAAACAUGCAGCCACCUGUAACCAGAGCACAAACAGUUAAAAAGAGACAAAACAGACUGGAAAAGGAAAGUGUUUCUCUUACUGAAUGUGAGAAAGUGGAUACUUCAGAGAGUGAUGAUGAUGAUCUUUGGUACUACCGCCCAGAACCAGUCAGCAUACAAAGUAGGCAGCCAUCUUCUCAGCUUACAGUGGAAAAAGAAACUGUCCGUCAGGACAAUGAUCAGUUUCAAAACCAGGAGUACGUGAUGAGAGAUUGUCUGCCAGAAAAUGACCCAGAAAUACUUCCUGAUCAGUUUGUGCAAAUUGCAGAGGGUCAUGACUUAGAAGGGGGAGACAAUGGUCUUGUGAAUGUCUCACACCAUGAGGCAGAACCUUUAGUGUGCCGUAAAUCUCAAAGAGAAGUAAAGCCUUUGAUUAAACUGACCUAUGAUGAAUUAGGCCGACCCUCAGAUAAACCAUUAAUAGUUAUUCAUCGAGGAAUGGUCAUACACAUUGAAGAUGCCGUUAAGGUAAAGAAGAAAGUUUGCAACACUGUAUGGUGCCAUCCCCUGGCCCAGUGUCCCCAGUGUGUCCUUUCAAACCCUUGCCCUGCUGUCAGAACAGUAGUUCAGAUGUAG